Messenger RNA from Lepus europaeus (European hare), 1752 nucleotides. RefSeq names its product bridging integrator 2 (gene BIN2). NCBI's taxonomy places the organism in Eukaryota, Metazoa, Chordata, Mammalia, Lagomorpha, Leporidae. Gene Ontology annotation, biological process: podosome assembly; phagocytosis, engulfment; plasma membrane tubulation. Gene Ontology annotation, molecular function: protein binding; phospholipid binding. Gene Ontology annotation, cellular component: podosome; plasma membrane; phagocytic cup. The record is from RefSeq and is a predicted model, not a curated record. The coding region runs from base 23 to 1621 and encodes 532 amino acids. The transcript has 12 exons.
CCGCCCCUGGGGAGCCGGCAGGAUGGCCGAGGGCAAGGCGGGCGGCGCCGCGGGCCUCUUCGCCAAGCAGGUGCAGAAGAAGUUCAGCAGGGCCCAGGAGAAGGUACUGCAGAAAUUGGGUAAAACUGUAGAAACCAAAGACGAACGGUUUGAACAAUGUGCCAACAACUUCUACCAACAACAGGCGGAAGGCCAAAAGCUAUACAAGGACCUGAAGAACUUCCUUGGUGCAGUCAAAGUGAUGCAUGAGAGUUCCAAGAGGGUGUCCGAAACCCUUCAGGAGAUCUACAGCAGCGAGUGGGACGGCCACGAGGAGCUGAAGGCCAUCGUGGGGAAUAAUGAUCUCCUUUGGGAAGACUAUGAAGAGAAACUGGCUGACCAGGCUUUGAGGACCAUGGAAAACUAUGUGGCCCAGUUUGGCGAGAUUAAGGAGAGAAUUGCGAAGCGGGGCCGGAAGCUUGUGGACUAUGACAGUGCCCGACACCACCUGGAGGCAGUGCAGAAUGCUAAGAAGAAGGAUGAGGCCAAGACUGCCAAGGCAGAGGAAGAGUUCAACAAAGCCCAGACUGUGUUUGAGGAUCUGAACCAGGAGCUGCUGGAGGAGCUGCCUGUUCUUUACAAUAGUCGCGUUGGCUGUUAUGUGACCAUCUUCCAGAACAUUUCCAACCUAAGGGACGUCUUCUACAGGGAGAUGAGCAAGCUGAACCACCAUCUGUACGAGGUGAUGAGCAAACUGGAGAAGCAGCAUUCCAACAAAGUCUUCGUGGUGAAGGGACUGUCCAGCAGCAGCAGGCGCUCUUUAGUCAUCUCUGCUCCAGUUCGAACGUCUGCAGUCUCCAGCCCUCUCACCUCUCCCACCAGUCCCUCUGCACGUUCCUUGACGGGUGAGACGGAAUCUGAAUCAUCUGCUGAAGAGGAGCUGGCCCCUGGUGCAGCCCAGGGAGAAGACAACUGUGAAGUUAAACAGGAGCCCUCAAAAGAUAAGGAAAUGGCGGAGGAAGGGUCGGAAGCCAGCUCUGAGGAGGAGGAGGAGGAGCCUCUACCAGCCUGCAACGGCCCAAGCGAGGUCCAGCCCUCCGCCACCACCGAGGGCGAGGCGUCCCAGGAGGAGGUUCCCCCUCGCUCGCCACCUGGGUCGCCAGACAGAGCCCUGACCCCGUCGGAGCAGCCCUCAUCUCCUGCUCCGGAAGUAGUUCUCCGAACCCGCGCCUCCAGCGAAGGAGCCGAACAACCCAAGAAGAGAGCCUCUACCCAGCGGGCCUCAGCGCCCCCGAGCAGGCCGCCUCCACCCCGCGCCACUCUGAGCCCCAGGCCCCCCUCAGGGGAUGUACCCCCCAGCCCGCCGGCCUCCGAAGGGGUUUCACCCGCCAGCCCCGGGGGCAUCCUGGGCACUGGGACUCCGAGUCCUAGGGCCUCCUUGGAGGUCUCUCCUCAUGCAGAGCCACCAGAGAAGCCAGGCAGAGCACCUGGGGCCAGAGAAAUGGAAGACGCCCCUGUUCCAGCCGCAGAACCUUGUGCCUCCCCCACCUCGGUGUCUCAGGGCCAAGACCUUCAGCUUCCGGCCUCUGCAGCCUCGGAGCCUCCAGAAGAGGUGGCCACAGGUCAGAACGCACAGCUCUGAAGGGAGCCCCACGCGCCUCCCCAGAGACGCUCCCCAGCCGGAGGGUGCGGGUCAGGAUGGAAGAGCCAGCACACGCUCUGGGUUCUCAGCGAGAGCGCUGGUGGCCUCUAUCGACCUGGCAUUCAUGGAGG